Molecule: messenger RNA, 6867 nt
Organism: Dicentrarchus labrax (European seabass)
Lineage: Eukaryota; Metazoa; Chordata; Actinopteri; Moronidae
Gene: ppp6r2b
Product: protein phosphatase 6, regulatory subunit 2b
Exons: 25
Coding region: 549-3335 (928 amino acids)
Cellular component (GO): nucleus; cytosol
Molecular function (GO): protein phosphatase regulator activity; protein phosphatase binding
Source: RefSeq, a predicted model, not a curated record
AGCCGAACUUUUGAUUACGUUUUAGGUAUCCGCCAUUUUGAUUUCCAAAUUGGACAGAUUUUUUGUUUGCCUCGUCUGCUGGAAGUAUAAUUUGGUGCGUGUCAACACAACCGGCUCGGCGGGCUUAACCACCGUGUGUAACGGCAGUGUAAAUGACAUUGCAACCGGGGAAAGGGGUAGUGUCUUCGAGCUUAGCAACGCAGUCAUGAAUAGCCAUCUAUGGGCCUCUGGGUGACCUGACAGCCAAAGUCGCCGAGUUGCCGUUAAGCUUGCAGAUGACGACUGAUGAAAUGAUGAGCACAAGGUUGAAGCCAAUCUUUCCUGGGUGUGUUUGUGUGGUGUUAGCAUGAGUGAAGUGGGUGUGUUUGUGUCUUCAUUGUGUGAAUUUACUGAUGCUGAUUGAUGUCCAGGCCAUGCGGUGUCAAUAAGGCAAAUGGCUGUCUAGCAAGAUCUGAAUAAGGAUACUAGUCCUUGUCCAAACGAUACUUAUCACCAUGUCACAUCCUCUUUUGGCCAACAGCUAAGUGUAUGUGCCAGUGACGUCAGCCAUGUUUUGGAAGUUUGACUUACACACAUCUUCUCACCUGGAGGCUUUACUGGACAAGGAGGAUGUCACUCUCAUUGAGCUCAUGAAUGAGGAAGAUGUGCUACAAGAGUGCAAGGCCCAGAACAGGAGACUUCUCCAGUUCUUGUGCCAGGACCAGUGCAUGCUGGAGCUGGUCCGUAUGAUUACUACAGAGCCCCCUGUUGGUGUAGAGGAGAUCAAGCGCUUCAAGUAUCCAAAUAUAGCAUGUGAGCUAUUGACAUGUGAUGUUGGAAUGAUCAAUGAUAAGCUGGGUAAUGAGGAGCCUCUGCUGGAAACUCUGUAUUCCUUGCUGGAGCAGCCAUCCCCACUUAACCCCCUCCUGGCAUCUUUCUUUAGCAAGACAAUAGGGAACCUCAUCACACGGAAGACUGAGCAGGUGCUUAGUUUCCUGCGACAGAAAGAGGAAUUCCUUUCCUUGGUCCUGAAGCAUAUCGAUACAUCAGCCAUGAUGGAUGUGCUCCUAAGACUUAUCAGCUGUGUGGAGCCACCCCCCCUUCGACUUGAUACGCUUACUUGGCUGAAUGAAGAGAAGCUCGCCCAGAGGCUCAUAGAGCUUAUUCAUCCUGAGAGAGAUGAAGAGAGGCAGUCCAAUGCAUCUCAGACUUUGUGCGACAUCAUUCGUCUGAGCAGAGACCAGGCCAAUCAGCUCCAAGAGAUUUCACAGCCUGACCCAUUGCUGACUGUGCUGGAGUCGCAGGAGUGUGUGGAGCAGUUGUUACAGAAUAUGUUCUCAGGAGAGAGUACUGAGAGCUGUAUCAUCAAUGGGAUUCAAGUUCUUCUCACAUUACUGGAAAUCAGGAGGCCUGUGGUGGAUGGUGUAAUGGAUGCUCAGGGAUUUGAGAGAAGUUACACUGUUAACAGCAGCAUUUUGUUGGCCGUCCAGCCACACCUGAUACACUUCCACCAGCUACUUCUGGAGCCACCCAAGCGAAAUCCCAUGCUGACUACUCUGGGUGUGCUGGAGGAGCCAUUAGGGAACACACGUCUGCACGUAGCCAGACUGGUGGCCUCUCUACUGUAUACCAGCUCUGCUAGCCACGCAGUCGUAGCACAGGAACUCUGCCGACUCAAUACAAUGGACCUGCUUCUGGACUUGUUUUUCAAGUAUACAUGGAACAACUUCUUGCACCUCCAAGUGGAGCUUUGUGUUGCUGCCAUUCUCCGGCCCUGUGCCCAUGAAAUGAGACUUCAGCCUGGUUUGGGAGCCCAGGAAAAAUUCAAGCCUCACCAGGAUGGCUCACAAGAGCAGGCUUUGACUGAAACCCCUUCUGAACCUCCAGUCACCCCUGAAAACUCUGCACAUAAUCUAAUGGUGACUCAUUUGUUUCAGCACUGUCACCUUGUUCAGAGGAUUCUAGAGGCCUGGGAAGAGAAUGAUAAAAUACAGUCAGAAGGGGGUAUGAGAAGAGGGUAUAUGGGACAUCUGACCAGGAUUGCCAACACAGUAGUCCACAACCUGGAGAAGGGCCCGGUUCACACACAGAUUAGUAGCCUCAUCACAGAGCUGCCAGAGGACUACAGAGGGCGCUGGGACACAUUUGUGGACCAGACCCUGUCAGAGACCAAUAGGAAGAACACCAUAGACCUGAUUGGCACUGGAAACCCACGGCCAUCUUCAGAGGAUGAUAUGGAGAGCCCCUUCCCUAAAGAACUGACACUACAGCAGGCCUUUUCAGACUACCAGAUCCAGCAGAUGACGGCUAACUUUGUGGAUCAGUUCGGCUUCAAUGAUGAAGAGUUCACUGAUCAUGACGACAGCAUUGGGGCAACGUUUGACCGGAUUGCAGAGAUCAAUAUCAACAUUGAUGCAGGCCAGGACAGUGCUAAUACAGCUGUAUUUGAGGCCUGUUCCAAGGAGAGGAUUCAGCCCUUUGAUGAUGAUGAAGAAGACAUUUGGGAGGAUAAAGAGAUCAACUUUGCAACACAAACCAAGUCCCGUAACAGGUUUGGUGGGUCACAAUCAGCCCAGAGUCAAGCAGCCAGUACAGCUUGUGAUAUGACAGCAGCUUCUGGUACUGAGGCCUCUGACACAGCAGCAGACUCAGACUCUGAGGAGGGAGAAGAUCCUAAAGAUGACCUAGAUCCUUUCUCAAGCCAGGGCCAGACCGAGGCAACAAAGAGCACUGGCUGGAUAGCAGACUUUGGGGAGGUGAACUCAAAGGCUCCUGCAGCAGGAGUGGGCUUUUCAGCCUGGGACACUCCAGACUCCAAACCAGCUGCCACAGAGGCAGAGGAGAAAGGAUGGGCCAAGUUCACUGACUUCCAGCCUUUCUGCUGCUCUGAAACAGGCCCCAGAUGCAGUUCUCCUGUGGACUCGGAGCUCAGCGGAUCAGACAACACCAAACCAAACCAGAACCCGUGUGUGUGGAGUGUGUGCGUGGCAAGAAAAGCUCCACUGGUGGCAUCGGACAGCUCUUCCUCCAGCAGCUCAGACAGCGAUGAGGAAGAAGGCAAGACAGAGUCUACAGCCAGUGAGACGGUCACCACAGAGACCAUCACCACGGGGGCUGGCAAAGAGACAAUUCGGCUCACCGUGGACACCAAAAAUGAGAGGGCAGUCUUCAGCAGCGAAGCAGAUAAGGUGCCAGUAGAGGGACUCGCCAUCAAAGACAAAGGGAAAGGCAAUGAGAAAGAAAGCGAAAAAGGAAAGAAUCAUGUAGACGGCCCCAGCCCAGCUACCACCAGUCCAGCUGCUCAGUCAGCUGCUGUCACACAAGAGACGCAGCCCUCUGCUAAUGGACCGGCCUAAUGAUGCAUCACAGACACACACACACACACACAGACACAGACACGCUUCAUACCUGUCUUCAACACACAGCCAUGCCACCUAUGCUUCCUGUUAGCAGCCAUAGCAGCCCUCCAAUGCCCUUUUUGUGUCCGAAGAAGAAUGGGAGAUCCUCAGUGUUGAGCCCUUAACAGUAUGUAUGCUGGAUAACAAAAAUCUACACGUGUGUACUCUUGAUCUCUCCUGCACCUUCAUGACAUAAUUACAACUGAACCGCUUCAAACAGGAACGUGUGUUUUAAAGAACAUUUUCGCCAUGCCAGACCCCAAAAGCCAAAUUGUGUUAAAUAUGAACUAUUUCAAAAAAAAAAAAAAAAGAGACAAGAUUUUUCCCAUUGAACUUGGGAAAGUGAAACCACCUGUCGAGAUUUGCUGAGGUCACGCUGAGUGUGCCAGCUGUGGCACUUCAAUCCUAAGAAAACAAAUGCAUACGUCUGAAAUUAGCCCUUUUAUUUAAUUCAGCAUCAGAAUUUUAGAUUGUUUGUCUGCUCUCUGGGCAUUAAAUCACAGCCCAAUUUUUCUAUCAGAGCAUUUGACUGUUUACACUUUAGUAAAGAAAACUGUACUCGUAUAAUCAGCCAAGAUUACAAAAGCCAAGAUGAUUGCAAAGCUUGCCGCCAUUUUGUCUUCAGCAUUUCAACGUACAUGCCAGGCAGACAUUUCAUUAGUUGCAAAAGUGUGAGUGAUAAUAAUGUGGGGUUUCUUUUUAUACAUGCUACUAAAUCAGUUCUCAAUCCCAGUAAGAUUUCUUCGCUUUGAUCAUAUGGAACAUUAAUAAUUAAUUUGGAGCAUCAGAUUUGGGAGAACCAUUUGUUACUUACUUCUCUAAUCUGUGACAGAUUCAUAUAGUUUAGAGGCGUUAACUGUUGUAUCCAGAUGUGUGUGUGUGUGUUUGUGUUUUUGUGUGUGUGUUUUUGUGUGUGUGUGUGUGUGUGUGUGUGUGUGUGUGUGUGUGUGUGUGUGUGUGUGUUUGAGCUCUGUACAGGUACAGAGUGCAUUCUCAGGUCGAAGGAGAGGUAUGCAGAUACAAAGAAAGCACACCUGUGUAACGCGUGCGCAGACACACACACACACACACACACACACACACACAGACACACACACACGCGCACACACACACACAGUGUCAUACACACACGUAUACACUACCAAAUCUGUACACACAUGCAAAAACAAGACACAGUGACGUGCACAUACCAAUUGAUAUCACCCUCAGAGCUGUUUAAAUGUAAUAUUGUGAAAUUUGAACCUGUAUUAGGUUGUGGCUAUUCUUGGUAACAUGUAAACGUAAUAUAAAUGUAAACAGUAUAUAUAAACAUUAUAUCUAUUUUUGGAAUAAAUCCAAUGUACGGAAAGGCGAUUGUUUUGCAGGUUGCAACGUGUGUAUUGUAUGUGUGUGUUGUACUGUUGAAAUGAGGCAAUAAUGAUGUCUGUGUUUCGGUUAAUACCCCAGCAUCAGUUCCUGUUCCUCUGCUACAUGCUUCCUACAUGGAGGUUUGGGUGUGUGAAUGUGAGCCAGUAGUCUGUCCUCUGUAUUAUUUACUUAAAGGAUAAUUUCAAUUUAUUAGAAUUUGGGUCGUAUUUUCAUUCAGUAGUUUUAAACAAAAUACCAGACUAACUAAUAUCGAGAAAACGACAGUGAAUAAUAAAAUAAUACCAAUACUGUCCUUUGUAAACAUCCAUCACAGUGCUGACCAAUAGACUGCUUCAACUUUUACCUUUUUAAAAUAUCAUUUGCACAUACAUAAUUUUUUUUUUUUUAUUUAAGGAGGGAUUAUUCUCAACAAGGGCCGAACAAGUUUGAUUACCAAAAAUAAUAGGCAACUAUUUUGAUAAUCUAUUAGUCAUUAAAGUCAUUUUUCAAGCAAAAGUACCACACAUUACCUAAUUUCAGCUUCUCAAAAUUAAGAAUUUGCAUUGCGUUUUGGACUACUGGGAAGUCAAAAGCUCUCUGGGCUUUAAGAAAUUCUGAUUUCUGACAUUUUUCACUAUAUCCUGACAGUUUAUAGUCCAAACAAUAACAAUUGUUUAGUUGAUAAAACGCACUAAUCAUUAGUAGCACCCUUUUGCGUGCGCAGACUUGAUUGCAAAAUGUAUAUAAUUUGAAUAAACUGCUCCUAUUCAAACCAAAAAAUCUAAAAGUCUGAUUGCGGCUCUUCUUUCUUCCUCAUACUUAACCUGUUGAGUAAAGUCAAAUCAUAACUGAAAAGAAAUUGUGGUAAAAAGUACAAAAACCAGACUCAAAUUGUAAUAAACCAGAAUUUAUCUUUUUAAGUUUGCGUGUGCCAGGCAGUCAUGCUUUACUUUCUCUUUCUCCUCGUCUCUCUCUUUCUCAGGGCAGGAGUUGACUUUAAUUGCAUAUAUGCCUAUGGAACGAUUUACAUAGAUUGUUGUAUUUAUUUGAAAGCACUUUUUCAAGAAGCACUUUUGGUUUGUAUUUGGUGGUGCUAAGUGUCACCACAUUAUUCCCCACUCAAAGAGGUGGGAAUGUUUGACUUGAAUGAGUGAACCAUGUAGAUACUUUAGAAUACUUUUUUCUUCAAUGCUUUCUGCCAAAGUGUGUCUUCCCCACCAGUGUACAACUGGGUUUCAUAUCUGUGAAGUAGCCUCCUUUCUUGCAAUGGUCUUACAGGUCUAGAUUUAUCUAAAGAAGUCUUUGUUUGAUCCCUCAUGUUUUCUUUUUUUUAAGUCAUAUGAUGGAGUUAUCAGCAGUAGGAGAGGCUACCACAUGUCAAAGCAAGACUUUGAUUCAUCUUAGAUCACAGCCAUUUUGCUUUUAUCCUUUCAGCGCUUUGAGCUGUUUGAAGUGGAACUGCAGAGACCGAGCAUUGGUUUUAAGUCAGGGUUUAGAGGAGAAAAACAGGGCUGUUUUCUGUCAGGGUGUGUACAGGGUCAGAAUAUGUCAUCCCGUCUUUCGUCAAACCUAAGCACUGCGUCUGACCCUUACCUUUGUGUUUUUGGUGUGCGUGUCUCCUUCACCUUGAGAGUGUGGUGUGUGUAGGUGUGUGUGUGUGUGUGUGUGUGUGUGCGUGCGGUGUAGCUACGGGUAUGGUGUGAUGUUAUGCAUAAUGGAAUGAGGUACAAUACAGUCAUCUUUUAAGUGCCAUUAAGUUUGCACAUCAGCCUCAUUCACCUCAUUGGGUUAUAUGCUGUAUUGUACAGUGUGCCCAAAAACUUUUAAUUGAGACAAUGGGUGUUAAAUUGUAACUUCAUCCCAUUGGAAGUUACUUACACUGAGGCCAUUUCAAAGUCUAAAUAUUUCUCGCAUUAGAGUUCAUUCAUUUGUGUAUAUGUAUAUGUGUGUGUCUGUGUGGAGGAAGAGGUGUGAAAGACAGUUGUGCUGUAAAAGGCCUUUUUGUAAAGUGGACUGAUGCUGGUGUUUAGUUUUUCUUUUUCUUUUUCUUUUUUCAUUUAGAGAGUAAUGUGUCUGUUACCUGUUGUCAACUUAGCUUGUACAUUCAGAUAUGAAUCUAAUAAAUAUGUCAGACCAAGAAGAA